UCCAAUUAAACUAUAGACGAGACUAUACUACCUUCAUUCUUCUUUUUUCAUCUCUCACCGAUCGAACCCACAAGACAUUCUUCUUCUUUUCCGAUUUUCUCUCAAUCCCACACCAUCAAAGUCUUCAAGAUUCUGUAUCAAAAGCAUUAUUUGUACAUAUAUAAACGCAUAUCGUCCUCUUUAACGCACUCUCUGGGUCUUUGAAUCUUUGUGAUUAAUACUCGGCAUUGAUUGUUUGAUUCGAAAAGAAUCCGUUUUAAGCGAUGGAUCUUGGGUGCAUUGACAUGGGUUGUAUUGAAAAGCAAAGCGACGAGGCUUUUCUUGACUCAGAAACCAGUACAAACGGGUCUGGACUUUCGAAUUCCAAGAACAGAAAGAUGCAGAACAAGGGAUUGACAUCACAAAUGAGAAAGAACCCUCUCCGAAAAAGCUCCCCUCUCAACUGGUUUCCAAGGAAAAAGGUGGACUCCUUCUUGAAGAGAAAAAUAAAACAGCUUCAGGAAGUAGGGGGCAUGAAUUCUACACUUGACGAGACUCUUGGUGACUCAAAUCCACAUUAUUCAAGAGUUUUGAGAGAGAAAAUGGCUGUUAGCGAGGCUGCACACAAGGCGAUGGAGACACGGAAGGCUGCAAUGGUGGAGGCAUCUUGGUGUCGAAUACUUCGAGCAGCGAGGAUCCAAAGUAAAGAAGCGGAAGCUCUCCUGUUGGAAGCUGAAAAAACUGCAGCAGAAGCCUUUGAAGCAGCAACAUCGAUCGGUGUAAUCAUGCACGAUAAGCCAGAUUGCCCUUGGAAAGACUAUGAGAUCGAAACAUCAGAAAGAUCCACCACUGCUCUUGCUGUUACAGCUUCCUUUGAGACUGCAUUUGAAGUGGACAAACAAGUGGCUGCAGCAGUCAAAUCUGCAUUUGUCAAGCUUGCAAGUUGUCGUUCUAUUAACAAGGACGAGUUUAAAGAACUUUUGAGAAAAAUAAGUCAGCAUCCAGAUAUCGAUGAAGGAAACCAGGACUUAUCUGAGUUAUCUUCGGAGUGUGAAUCAGAUACUGCAGCAGAAUUUGAUCCAGGAUUUCACCGGGAUAGUUUAUGUUCUCAAGACUUAAAGCUCGACUGUGAGAAGGCAGUAGAAGAAGUAAGAGAAAGGAAAUACAAGAAGAAACAGCCUUUUCAAAAGUUCAACACAACAAAGCUUGUGGACAUGAUGCUCGAUAGGCUGAGAUGCUUGCAAGAAGAUGAACUUGCUUCUCUCGCUAUUAUUGUUGCAACUUGCGGUUUAAAUGCUGCUCUAGAGGAAGCAGAAAACUUUAAGCAGACUGAUUUGGUUUCUGCUUCGGACUACACCUCUGCUCAAGCUCUUAGGAGAAUAUCUUCCGUCGGAGGAGGAGCAAGGAAGCAAUUUGAGGCAGAACUUCCUAGCCUAGACAAGUUUCUUGUCAAGCGCUUGACAAAACUUGAAAGAGAGGUGCUAGAAGCAAAAAAUGCCAGAAUGAAUGAUAAGGAAAUUGAAGAGAUGAAAGGGAAUAUUCCAAAUCCAUAUGAAACGAGAAGUAUGAAAUUGGAAAGAAGUAGGACACACAAUGGGGUGAUGAGGAACAUGAAACAAGAUAUCACAGAUUUGCCGAGCCUGGAUAAGUUUCUAGUGAAGCAUGUUUCCAAACUCGAAAGGGAGGUCCAAGAAGCAAAAAAUAGAAGGGAUUUUGAGCCAACUGAGGGAGGAGUCAAGGUUACUGAUUUCGACAAGAAAAGCCCUUUGGUUACUCCAGCACACACAGUAGAUGAAAUUACAACUCCAUUGUGUUGUGAUAGAGAGCAAAUGGGGAAAGAGAACAUUGACCUGAACAAGAAAGGAGAUGGAGGACUUGAAACGAUGAAGAAGGAAUCGAGGCUUAUUUCAAAGAUUGAAAAGCCGGGUGAGCCAUUGAUUCAUAUGCAAACGAUUCUGGAGGCACCAGAAACAGUAUCACUUCAAGAUGGGAAAAAUGAAAGCAAAGUGAUAGGAAAGGAAAGACUUGGAGUAAGUGACAAUGGGAUUCAUCGGUACCAAAAGAAAUAUGGAGGAACAACAAGUGUUGGAGACUUUGAAAGCUUGGAUAAAGUUUUAGUAAAACAUGUUUCAAAACUUGAGAAGGAGAAAAUGGCGAUGGGUUCAAAGGAAGAACUGGUGAGAGUGAAGAGAAGGGACCCUAACACACUUUCCGACACUAAUGAAGGUAGUUUGGACCAAAUUUUGGUUAAACACAAAUCUAGACUAGAGAAGGAAAAGAUGGCUGCUGCACAGCAACCGGAUGACCGAAUGACUCAUUUUGUAUCGCGAAGAGAAGCAAGGGAAAGAGAGUUGCAAGAAGCAUGGGGAGGCAUAGGUUUGGGAAACUCUAUCCAUCCACAUGUCUCAAGACUUGAACGAGACAAGUUGAAGAGAAGGGACCCUAACACCGAAUCAGAGAAUACUGAAGGCAGCUUGGACCAAAUUUUGGUGAAACACACGUCAAGACUAGAGAAGGAAAAGAUAGCUGCAGCUCAGCAACCAGAUGACCAGAUUAAGCAUUCAGUAUCGCGGAGAGAUGCAAGGGAAAGAGAGUUGCAACAAGCAUGGGGAGGCCUUAGUUUUGGAAACUCUCUCCAUCCACAUGUCUCGAGACUUGAACGAGACAAGGCUGCUUGGCUCAAAGCUGAAGAAGAGGAGAGGAGGAAUGCUAUGGAGGUGUAAAUUCUUUCAAGCAAUGCCUUUUCCUGGUUUUGUUCUAGUGAAUCCAGACAUGUUUUUUCUUUUCGAUGUACAAAUUGGAGUUAAAGGCUUUUUAAGUGAUUUUGUGUUUGAAUUGGUUGACCAAAAAUCUACAAAGGUUUUCUCACUCUUGUGAAGUUUCUGUUAUUGUGGCAACAGUAUAUUCUUCCACCUCUUAUUUGUAAUAACCAGAAGCCAAGCCUGCUGUCA
Molecule: messenger RNA, 2930 nt
Organism: Rhododendron vialii
Lineage: Eukaryota; Viridiplantae; Streptophyta; Magnoliopsida; Ericales; Ericaceae
Exons: 6
Coding region: 264-2702 (812 amino acids)
Source: RefSeq, a predicted model, not a curated record